Messenger RNA from Psilocybe cubensis, 525 nucleotides. RefSeq lists its product as uncharacterized. The transcript is spliced from 4 exons. Lineage: Eukaryota; Fungi; Basidiomycota; Agaricomycetes; Agaricales; Agrocybaceae. Bases 1 to 525 code for a protein of 174 amino acids. The record is from RefSeq and is a predicted model, not a curated record.
AUGGAAGCCAUUUUCGACAACAAAGCCAAUGUUCUGGACGCCAAGAUACGAACGGCACACGACAACUCUGUGAUCUAUUCAAUAUCGACGGACCAGACGACGUGGUCCAAGACAUACACGUACGUUCGAGAUAUGAAUCCUGCUGGGCGAGAGGAUCCAAUUGUGGUCGGGAUCAUUAAUUGGGACAAGAAAACGUUCGAAGUAAAUGGACAUCGUAAGACUUUGAAGGAGAUCAGACGGAAGCCGAGGCGAUUCUCGCUGAGAUCGAAACUUUGGAAAUGGAGCGAAGAUAGAGAAGAGUACGCAAUUGUGCAUCGCGAGGAGGGUUGGCAGGCCAUGUCCACCAGUAAAAACCAGGUCGAAGCUACGUUGGCCGUGCCAUACCGUCCACAGCUGUUUGGGAAAUUGAAACCAAUUGUGAUAAACCUUUCGAGAUCAGCUUUGGCAAAAGACGAGGUUUUCCUGAUACUUGCUUUCAUUUACCUAGAGUACAGGAGGCAAGAAAAGACGGAAGCCACUAAUUAA